This is a messenger RNA of Prunus armeniaca (apricot), 273 nucleotides long. The record is from the annotation of a GenBank genome assembly. Lineage: Eukaryota; Viridiplantae; Streptophyta; Magnoliopsida; Rosales; Rosaceae.
AUGGGUGGGGGAAGAAGAAAAUCGCAGGAGGGAGAAGAAAUCGCAUGGGGUGGGGGAAGAAAAAAAUCGCAGGGGGAUGGGUUCUGGGUUCGUAGGGUUGGAGGGUGGUUAUGGGGGAAUGCAUUCUCUGAUUCUCUGAGAUCCGCCAUGGGUGGGGGAAGAAGAAAAUCGCAGGAGGGAGAAGAAAUCGCAUGGGGUAGGGGAAGAAGAAAAUCGCAGGGGGAUGGGUUCUGUGGCUUUUGGGUUCGUCGUGGCUGGGUUCUGGGUUCGUAG